Molecule: messenger RNA, 1035 nt
Organism: Epithele typhae
Lineage: Eukaryota; Fungi; Basidiomycota; Agaricomycetes; Polyporales; Epitheliaceae
Product: oxidoreductase
Exons: 7
Coding region: 1-1035 (344 amino acids)
Molecular function (GO): oxidoreductase activity
Source: RefSeq, a predicted model, not a curated record
AUGGCUGGAUCAGCUACAGCGACGAAGGAUAUGAAUACAGGCCUCUUCUGGGCUCCGUGCGGCUCCGUGGACCCUAAGAAGUUCGAGGUGGACGCGGAGGAGAAGCGAAAGGACUAUCCAGACUCAUUCAACUUUGUCUUUGGAUGCGUGGGGACGGGCGAGACUUACCGCGCGAACCAAAACGAGUUCGUGCACUGGCAGAUCGUGCCGCGCGUGCUCCGUCGUAUCACCCAUCGCGACCUCAGUGUACGUCACUUUCUCGUGCCCGGUUCCUGCGAUGUCCCCCUUCCCAACACGAGAUUCUGCCCACGAAAUAGAUAUCGCUCUUCGGCGUCAUCUAUGCCACACCCCUGCUCCUCCUCCACCCCUCGCUGGUUCCAGCUCUACUGGCCGCUCAAUGAAGACACCGCGCUCUUCCUCCUGUCCCUCGCGAAACAUUCGGAGUACAGCACGCUCGUCGUUACCGUCGAUACCAUGGUCAUCAGAUGGCGCUACCUCGACCUCGACUCCGGCUUCCUCCCCUUUGCCCACGGACCCAGGAUCCAGAUUGCGCUCUCGGCGCACACCAACAAGAGCGACAUUUCAGCGCUCCUGUACAACCCCGCCGAGAUCGACAAGCUCAUCGCGUCUGGCGAUGCGCGUAUCAAGGAGGUUAUGCGGCUUGCGGCAGCAUGGAGGUGUGAGGCGGUGAACGGGACGUUCAGUACUUGGCAGGACGACGCGGAGAUCGCGAUCGACGAUGGCGUCGACGGCAUCGUCGUCUCGACCACGGCGGUCGCCAGAUCGCCCAAGUCUGCCCAGGCGUCGAACAGGUUCGCCGUCCUCGUCGACGGCGGCAUCCGCUCCGGCGCGGAUAUGCUCCGCGCGCUCGCCCUGGGCGCACGGGCAGUCUUGCUCGGUCGGGCGUAUGCGUGCGGGCUCGCGAUCACCAGGCAGGAGCGCGUCGAGGCGGUGACGAAGAACAUCGCCGAGUUCGAGCACUCGCUCGAGCGUGCGCGGCAUCAGGCCGUCGCGAAUACAUGCGGCGCGGCGUGA